AUGCUACUCGGUGCGCCAGUGAGUUGGGGCAGCAAGAAGCAGCCAAGUGUUUCGUUGUCCACGACUGAAGCUGAAUACAUCGCACUCAGCUUGGCGAUUCAAGAGGGCAAGUGGAUUCAUCAUCUGCUUUGUGAGAUCGUGAUGGCUGCCAAUGAAGAAGGACCGGAACUCAUUGUUAUCGGUCAUCGGUUUCCUACCAGUAUUGGUAACCGUGACCGAUCCAAUCCGAACCGCCUGUUCAGCUUAGUAUUUACGACGUAG
Messenger RNA from Peronospora matthiolae, 261 nucleotides. The record is from the annotation of a GenBank genome assembly. Lineage: Eukaryota; Oomycota; Peronosporomycetes; Peronosporales; Peronosporaceae.